UGUACUUCAGUUUUCGGUUGGGUUUGAUUUUGGAAAAUAGUAUUCUGUUCGGGUCAUACCGACCGAUUGCGAUCUUUGCAGUUUUAUCUCGUUGAUCGGAAGCAGCCACUCCUGAAUUAAAUUUGAUUCAAACCUUUGAAGUGAUUCCAGUCGGAUACAUGGAAGACAAACCCUCAUCUUCUUCUUUAUUCCCCGUAUUCACCGCACCGCCCCCUCCCACCACCACCACCACCACCACAAAACAACCGCCGCAAUGGCUUUCCAACACCAGCUUCACCACCGACAUCUCCCUCAUCAACGACGCCGUUUCUUCUCACUAUGCCACCACAACUUCUCUCCCAAUCGAACACGACGAUGAUGACCUCGAGAGCGAUGAAGAUAACAAACACAAUCAGCGUCCACAGUACGAACUGGUGGACUCUCCCGCAUCGGAUUAUAGCUCUUCCGAGGAGAAUAAGAAUCUGAAGAAGAAGAAAAGGAAACGGAAGAAGCAGCAAUCUGGUGUGGCGGAUGCGGAUUAUAAGUACGGACCUUCGGGGAGGAAGUCGGACAAGGCGUGGGCGAAUUCGAGUAGUGAUAAGGACUAUUUCUUUGAUUCUCGUGGCGAUCGCGAUAAUUUAGCUUUCGGUUGUAUCUACAGAAUGGACGUUGCACGCUACAAACCUCACUCAUCUACUUUUGGUAAUGCAAGUCAUGCAAAGUAUCACCGGAAUCCAAAAAGAAGGGACUUCGAUGCAGACGAUGAUAUAGAUGUCUUGGAUAGCAAACUUAAAUCUGUAGGUCGUUAUUGGUCUGCAAGGUACAAUGCAGUAGAACGGCAUAAGAAUUUCAAGCGAAUGCGCAUAACUGCACCUGAAAAGUGUGCGAUGACUUUCGAUAAUUUCAUUCCAUUGUCAGAUGAUACUUUUUGUGAACGUUCAGAUGGUAGAACAAUAUCAAAAGCAUCAGUAAUUGAGGAGUCCUGGGAAGAUGUUGUUUUACGCAAAACAAGGGAGUUCAAUAAAUUGACAAGAGAAUAUCCUCACAAUGAGAAGGGUUGGCUGGAUUUUGCAGAUUUCCAAGACAAAGUUGCAAGUAUGCAACCUCAAAAAGGUGCUCGGUUGCAGACCCUUGAAAAAAAAGUUAGUAUACUGGAGAAGGCAGUUGAGGUUAAUCCGGAUAAUGAAGAUCUGCUGGUUUGUCUUUUAAAUGCAUAUCGUAGAAGAGAUAGCACUGAUGUUUUAAUCAGUAGGUGGGAGAAAUUACUUGUGCAACAUUCUGGAAGUUGGAAGUUGUGGAAAGAAUUUUUGCAAGUUGUUCAGGGAGAAUUCUCUAGAUUUAAGAUUCCUGAAAUGAGGAGAAUAUAUGCCAAUGCAAUCAGAGCUUUAUCUGCUACACGUGGCAAGCAGCAUAGGCAGGCUUAUGGAGGUACAAUUGCACUCUCACAUGAUAGUGCUGUCAUUCAGCAAGAACUGAAUCUAGUUGAUUUAUUCGUAAAUCUAUGCCGAUUUGAGUGGCAAGCUGGCUAUCAAGAGUUGGCCACAGCUUUAUUCCAGGCUGAAAUUGAAUAUUGUUUGUUCUGUCCUUCUUUACUUCUUUCAGAGCAGAGUAAAUUAAGACUUUUUGAAUAUUUUUGGGAUAGUAAUGGUUCUAGAGUUGGAGAAGAUGGGGCUUUGGGCUGGUCAACCUGGCUUGAGAAAACGGAAGAACAGAAGCAGAAAGUUGUUAAUGAAGAGUCAGAUGAAAUCGAUGAAGGUGGUUGGACUGGUUGGUCAGAACCAUUAUUGAAAACUAAAGAAGUUGAUGUAAAUCAAGAGAAAAUAGACGAGAAUAUUGCAGAAGUCGAGGAAUCUGAUGAACUUGGGGAGGGUGAAGUAGAGCCAGAAAAGGAUGCUGCCACUUUGCUGAAAAUGCUGGGAAUUGAUGCUGAUGCAGAUGCCAGUGAUGAGGUAAAAAAUGCUGCAACUUGGAUUAGAUGGUCGCAAGAAGAGAUAUUAAGAGAUACUGAUCAAUGGAUGCCUCUUCAUCCAAAAACUGCAGCGGGUGAUACCCAUGGUGAUGGAAUAACAGAUGGGGAAAUUGAUGAACACUUUUCAAGGGUAAUAUUAUUUGAAGAUAUUAGUGAUUACAUGUUCUCCUUGACCUCAGAGGAAGCUCGUCUGUCUUUAUUAUACCAAUUUAUAGAUUUUUAUGGUGGGAAGAUAUCUCAAUGGACCUCGACAAACAGUUCAGCUUGGGGUGAGAAAAUUCUCAGCUUAGAGGUUCUACCGGACAUAAUUUUGGAUAAGUUGAGGAGAGUUCAUGAAGUUUUAACUAAAGCAAAAAGCACUCCAAUGAGUUUAAGCUUGGAAUGUUUAUUGGAUGGCUCUGGAGAUACUUCCAUGAGGACUAAUAUGAUGAAAUUUCUUCGUAAUGCCACCUUACUUUGUUUGAGUGCAUUUCCGAAAAAUCACCUAUUGCAAGAAGCCGUACUAGUUGCUGAUGAGCUAUCAAAUACAAGAAUGGGUACUUUAUCCAGUUCGGUGACUCCGUGUCGAGCUUUAGCAAAGACCCUACUAAAGAAAAAUCGUCAGGAUGUGCUCCUGUGCGGAGUUUAUGCUCGCAGGGAGGCCGUUUUUGGAAAUAUUGAUCAUGCAAGAAAGGUCUUUGACAUGGCAUUAUCUUCUAGCGAAAUGGUGCAACCUGAUUGCCUGUCAAAUACAUUUUUAAUAUAUCUGUGGUAUGCUGAGGUUGAACUUGCAAACAAUUCUGGUAGCAACUCAGAAUCAGGAGUACGAGCAAUGCACAUAUUAUAUAGCUUUGGAAGUGGGGUGAAAUACAUUCCUUUUACAUGUCAGCCAUCAAGUUUGCAACAGUUGAGAGCACGCCAAGGAUUUAGGGAAAGAAUUCGGACAAUACGGGCAAUGGGGGCGCAUGUUGUCACAGAUGAUCGGUUUACAGCCUUGUUAUGUUCAGCUGCUUUAUUUGAAGAAUUGACUGCUGGAUGGACAGCAGCUAGUGAAGUUUAUGAUCAAGCCUUUUCCAUGGUGCUUCCCAAAAGAAGAACUCACAGUUAUCAGUUCGAAAUGUUGUUCAACUACUACGUAAGGAUGCUGCGGAAACAUCAUCAGCAAUCUCAAUUAGGAACUGUCUGGGGAAAAGUUAUACAAGGAUUGCACUUAUAUUCUCUCAGCCCAGAACUCUACAGUGUUUUUGUUGAAAUAGGCCAUCUUCAUACCACACCCAGUAAAAUGCGAUGGAUAUUAGAUGACAGCUGUCAGAAGAAGCCAUCCGUGAUAGUUUGGCUAUAUGCACUGUCAUUUGAAAUAAGUAGAGGAAGUUCCUAUCAUCGUGUGCAUGGCCUGUUUGAGAGGGCACUGGCAAGUGACAACACGCGUAACUCAGUAAUACUGUGGCGCUGUUAUAUAUCAUAUGAGAUGAAUGUUGCAUGUGAUCCUGCUGCAGCUAGGAGAGUUUACUUUCGAGCUAUCCAUGCAUGCCCAUGGUCGAAAAAGCUAUGGCUUGAUGGCUUUCUCAAAUUGAACUCCAUUCUGACGGCAAAAGAGCUGUCAGAUCUGCAGGAAGUAAUGCGUGACAAGGAAUUAAAUCUGAGGACGGACAUAUAUGAGAUCCUAUUACAGGACGAGCUCUAGGAAUACAUUUUGGAAACUGUAAUAUUUAGCAGGUCUGUCAAUUUAUACACCAAACAUUUAAUUACUUGAAUAUAUCUGUGGCAGGGAUUCAAGCCAUAUCAGUUACCCUGCUGGUAGAUAGUUUUGACCGCACUUAGAGUCUAUCGAUCCUCAUUUUCUGUUUUGUUU
This is a messenger RNA of Daucus carota subsp. sativus, 3779 nucleotides long. RefSeq lists its product as uncharacterized. NCBI's taxonomy places the organism in Eukaryota, Viridiplantae, Streptophyta, Magnoliopsida, Apiales, Apiaceae. The transcript has 10 exons. The record is from RefSeq and is a predicted model, not a curated record. Bases 159 to 3611 code for a protein of 1150 amino acids. Gene Ontology annotation, biological process: negative regulation of RNA catabolic process; RNA processing; regulatory ncRNA-mediated heterochromatin formation. Gene Ontology annotation, cellular component: catalytic step 2 spliceosome. Gene Ontology annotation, molecular function: protein binding.